CCGCCACGGUCUAUAUUCACCAGGCGCGCCGAUACCUCGCAUAAGCUACUCUCCUUUCCAUCCUUUUCCGCUGCUCAACUUGUCAACGACCGACCAUGACGACCACGAUGUAUAGCGGCGAGAAUGGAGCGCUUUCACCUCGUUCGUUCGCCCAGCAGCACCAACGACCUCGAGAAAGCUUCAAGGGAUGCUCUCGCAUUGACGACUACGAGCUCUUGGGGAAGCUAGGUGAAGGAACCUUUGGUGAGGUUUACAAGGCAAGAUCACGCAAGUCCGGCGCCUUAGUGGCGUUAAAAAAGAUUAUUAUGCACAACGAGAAAGACGGGUUUCCCAUCACCGCUCUUCGCGAGAUUAGACUUCUAAAACUCUUGAAACAUGAGAAUGUGCUACGCCUGGAAGAUAUGGCCGUCGAGCACCAUUCUAAGAUGAUUGACAAACGAAAACGACCAAUCAUUUACAUGGCAACUCCAUAUAUGGACCAUGACCUGUCUGGCCUUCUUGACAACCCUGCUGUAAAUUUUACCAUACCACAAAUCAAAUGCUACAUGCUUCAGCUUCUUCAAGGCCUCCGGUACAUUCACCAAAGCAAAAUUCUCCAUCGCGAUAUGAAGGCCGCCAAUCUUCUGAUCAGCAACAAGGGUAUACUUCAAAUAGCCGAUUUUGGUCUCGCAAGAAAUUAUGAUGGAAGCGUGCCUCAGGCUGGGCAAGGGGGUGGAGAGAGCAAGAGAGAAUACACGAGCUUGGUAGUCACAAGGUGGUACCGCCCCCCCGAGCUGCUGCUCCAUCUCAAGAGAUAUACCACUGCAAUUGACAUGUGGGGUGUAGGGUGUGUCUUUGGGGAGAUGUUAGUCGGCAAACCAAUUCUGGCUGGCGAAAGUGAUGGACAUCAACUUGAGAUUAUAUUUGAUCUCGUCGGAUCGCCGAAUGAAGAGAAUAUGCCUGGGUGGAAACAGUUGCCUGGCGCGGAAUCACUAACCCCACGACCGAGACCGGAGUCAUUGUCAUCAAAAUUCCGUUCCCAUGGUGCUGCCGCCGUAUCCUUGUUGAAGCAGCUGUUACAACUCAAUUGGCGGACUCGUAUCAAUGCGAUUGACGCUUUGGAGCAUCCUUAUUUUAAAUCCGACCCUCUUCCAGCGCGACCUGAGGACAUUCCAACUUUCGAAGACAGUCAUGAAUUAGAUCGUAGAAAGUUCCAUGACCGGAAGGCGGCACUUCCUCCAGCUCCCAAAGGAGGCACAGUUGGGGGUGCUUUUGAUGGGCCUAACGUCGGUUUCGCCACCGGAGAUGGAUACGGCAACAGAGCGAAUGGGAGACAUGGCGGACACAGAAAUGGCGGUGAUGGUGGCCGCCGGCCGGCUUGGGCAAGGGAACAGCCCCGCCAUGAACACCGGUUGCCACCUCGUCCACCGCCCCCCGAAAAUCCUCCGAAUGGAUGGGAUGGAGUGAAGGAUCAGCAUGACGCUUAUAAUAGAGACCGAGCGCCGAGGAAUCGUGGCGGCGGCAAUCGACCAGACGUUGACACUUAUAUCCCCAGUUACCGUGGUGCGAGAGAUGAGCGGCCUCCAAGAGAUGACCGACGAAGGAGGGAUGAUCGAGAUGAUAGACGACAUGACUGGGACCGCCGGGAUAGGGAUUACGAGGAUCGAAGCAGAGCCAGUCGAACACGUAGCCGUAGUCGGUCGCCAAGAGAUCGUGAACGUGAGAGGGAGGUGUACCGUCGAUAGGGCGAUGAACGACCUUCAAAGGAUGAUUGUCGAAGGAGGGACGAUGGUGAUAGGGAUUAUGAUGA
Molecule: messenger RNA, 1789 nt
Organism: Xylaria bambusicola
Lineage: Eukaryota; Fungi; Ascomycota; Sordariomycetes; Xylariales; Xylariaceae
Product: kinase-like protein
Exons: 5
Coding region: 96-1724 (542 amino acids)
Biological process (GO): protein phosphorylation
Cellular component (GO): nucleus
Molecular function (GO): cyclin-dependent protein serine/threonine kinase activity; ATP binding
Source: RefSeq, a predicted model, not a curated record